GUGUCUUCAUCACAGUAACAAAAUGGGCAGAGGAAAGAUUCAGAUUAAAAGAAUUGAAAAUCCAUCAAAUAGGCAGGUUACCUUCUCCAAGAGGAGAGUUGGCCUUUUCAAGAAAGCUCAAGAGCUUUCCAUUUUAUGUUCUGCUGAUGUUGGUCUUGUUGUAUUCUCCAGCAAUGGAAAGCUAUUCACACAACCUGAAUCUUCAAAUCUAGAACAAAUUUUAGAGAGGUACUAUUUUGAAGAAGGGAGAUUUCAUGGAGAUCCAAAUAGUCCCUUCCAUUUUAAACAUUUAGAAGCUGAGAAUGAGAGACUUCACGCUGCUAUAAGUCACUUCAUGGGGGAGAAUCUUACCCAACUUACACCAAAGGAUCUGGACAAUCUUGAAGAUGUUCUCAAUACUUCAAUAUCUAGGGUCAGAUCAAGGAAACAUGAAAUUAUGAAUCAGCUUAUUCAGCGAGAGGAGCACAGUCUACGGAAGAUUGAAGCAGUUGAAAGAGAGAGUGACGUUCUGCAAGAGAGAUUUGCCCGUCUGCAAAAAAUGGUGAAUAAUUGUAAUGAAGGGCCUGCGUUGGAUAAGGCAUUUGGGCAAGGUAAGGGAAAUCCUCUUAAUUUGCUCCCCUCAACUCCUGCACUUCGUCUGCAGCCAUGUCAAAUGAAUUUGAGAGAACCAGAACAGUAUCUACAGCCUGAACUACGUUUGGGAUUUGGCAGCUUUGAUGAAAGCGGUUGAUGUUCUCGGUUUCCUCUCUGUCUAUCCUUUUGUAUUGUUCGAAUUUGGGCAGCACAAAAUCAGACAAGUGUUGAACUAUUGUUUGUAUAAUUCUGAGUCUUUUCAUUUUGUAGAGCUGUUUCUUCUAUAUCUCAAACAUAGAAAUCUGCGCUUACCUAUUAUUUUUGGCGUAGCCAUCACUAAUUCAUGUGAU
Messenger RNA from Cryptomeria japonica (Japanese cedar), 923 nucleotides. Its product is annotated as truncated transcription factor CAULIFLOWER A. Gene Ontology annotation, cellular component: nucleus. The transcript is spliced from 9 exons. Lineage: Eukaryota; Viridiplantae; Streptophyta; Pinopsida; Cupressales; Cupressaceae. Gene Ontology annotation, molecular function: RNA polymerase II cis-regulatory region sequence-specific DNA binding; DNA-binding transcription factor activity, RNA polymerase II-specific; protein dimerization activity. The record is from RefSeq and is a predicted model, not a curated record. Gene Ontology annotation, biological process: positive regulation of transcription by RNA polymerase II. Bases 23 to 730 code for a protein of 235 amino acids.